Messenger RNA from Pogoniulus pusillus (Red-fronted tinkerbird), 2764 nucleotides. It is a transcript of the gene ELMOD3, whose product is annotated as ELMO domain containing 3. Bases 1067 to 2638 code for a protein of 523 amino acids. The record is from RefSeq and is a predicted model, not a curated record. The transcript is spliced from 7 exons. Lineage: Eukaryota; Metazoa; Chordata; Aves; Piciformes; Lybiidae.
AUGGCACUAGACGCUGGGAGAGGACAGUGGGCAGUGGUGCGGAGCACCAGGAGCUGCCGCUGGGCACCGGGGGAUGGUGCUGGCAGCUGGGAAGUGACACCGGGCACUGGGAGAUGGCAAUGGCAGCUGGUUUGGGGCACCGGGAGCUGGCACCGGGACGGCCCAGGACGGGCGGGGCAAGGGGAGACUCGGGGCUAGAAAGUGGUGCAAGCAACUGGGAGAUGCUACUGGGAGCCGGGAGAGGGAAGUGGGAGCUGCCGGUGGGCACUAGGAGGUGGUAUUGGAGGCGCUGGCAGCUAGCCCUGGGCACUGAGACAGCACACUGUGUGCUGGGAGAUGACACUGGGCACCCAUACGGAGCACUGGGAGGUGGUGGUGGUGGGCACUGGGAGCUGGUACUGGGCGCUGAGGGAUGAUGACACCGGGAGCUGGCGUGGAGCAGCGGGAGCUGGCACCGGCGAGGCUCGGGAGGGCUCGGCGCAACGGGGUCUGGCACCGAGGAGCUGGCACCGGCACUUGAUGGUGGGCACUGGGAGGUGGUAUGGAGCACUGGGAGGUGGUAUGGAGCACUGGGAGGUGGUAUGGAGCACUGGGGACUGGCGGCGGGCACUGGGAGUUACUGACGGGCACUGGAAGCUCCUAGGGAGCGCCGCGAACCAGCACCGGCGCAGCUCCGCCCGGGACGGUCUCGUUCUACCAGGUUUGUCCCUUCUGCGCCGCCGUCGGCAGCCUGAGCGCCCUCCCUGCCGCAGUGCCUGCCGGGAGCUGUAGUCCCGCAUGUGACCGGGACGGAGGCGGCCCCGGAGCCGCUUCCGGUGGGCGUGGGGCCAAGGGGCAGCGCGGCCCGGGGCAGUAUGCUCGGUGCCCGGGACCGGGAGCCCCGGGAGAGGCCUGAGGCUUCCUGAGCGCCCGGCGGGGCUGUCUCCAACCCCCGGACCGCUCCUCGCCGCCACCCGGUUCCGCCACCCGAGGCUCCGUGGCGGCCCCGGCCGACGGUGGGUGGGUGGGUGGCUGCCUUCUUCCUCGCAGGGCAUGAGCGGAGGCGCCGGGGGCUCGGAGCGGCCUGAUGAGCGGCAGUGUGACCCCCCCCCGGCCCGGCAAGUCCCUCCCGGUCCCGGCGCUGGUCCAAAACGGCCUCCCGAAGGCACCGCGGGAGGAAGCGGAGCGGCCGCUGGGCGCCGAGGUCAGCGAGGAGCUGCGCAGGGUGCAGGAGCAAUGGGAGGCUGUGGAGCAGUCCCAGUCCGGCCCGGGGGCGCUGUCGGCUGGCAGUGCCCCUCUGAUCUCCUUCAACGAGGCCCUGCAGUACUUCCAGAGCGCUGAGCUCAAGCAGUGCAGGAAGGUGCCCGUGCCCGUGCCCAGGUCAGGCCUGGCCUCUCUGCUUCGCUUCCUCUUCGGCCCUCCCCGGCUGCAUCCUCAGCUGCAGGGGGAGCAGGAGCUGGCACUGGCCAUGGCACAGUGUGCCCUGGAUGAUAACCAGAAGGUCCACAUGAGGAUCCUGCAGACGGUGUACAAGAGGCUGACCUCCUCCAGCCUGGGCUGCCCACGCUAUGGGGCACACUGGGAGGAGCUGGGCUUCCAGGGUGUGGAUCCUGGCACUGACCUGCGUGGCACAGGGAUGCUGGGGCUGAUGCAGAUCCUCUUCUUCGUGAUGGACUCCCAGAUGCUGCCUCUGGCCCGAGAGAUCUUCAGACUCUCCCAGCAGGAGACCCAGGCCUGUCCUUGCCCCCUGCCCCUCUGCCCCUCUGCCCUGCCUGCCUGCUGCCCUCCCUGCCCCUCUGCCCCUCUGCCCUGUCUGCCUGCUGCCCUCCCUGCCCCUCUGCUCCUCUGCCCUGCCUGCCUGCUGCCCUCCCUGCCCCUCUGCCCUGCCUGCCUGCUGCCCUCCCUGCCCCUCUGCCCUGUCUGCCUGCUGCCCUCCCUGCCCCUCUGCUCCUCUGCCCUGCCUGCCUGCUGCCCUCCCUGCCCCUCUGCCCUGUCUGCCUGCUGCCCUCCUUGCCCCUCUGCCCCUCUGCCCUGUCUGUCUGCUGCCCUCCCUGCCCCUCUGCCCCUCUGCCCUGUCUGUUUGCUGCCCUCCCUGCCCCUCUGCCCCUCUGCCCUGCCUGCUGCCCUCCCUGCCCCUCUGCCCCUCUGCCCUGCCUGCCUGCUGCCAUCCCUGCCCCUCUGCCCUGCCUGCCUGCUGCCCUCCCUGCCCCUCUGCCCCUCUGCCCUGCCUGCUGCCCUCCCUGCCCCUCUGCCCCUCUGCCCUGCCUGCUGCCCUCCCUGCCCCUCUGCCCCUCUGCCCUGCCUGCCUGCUGCCCUCCCUGCCCCUCUGCCCUGUCUGCCUGCUGCCCUCCUUGCCCCUCUGCCCCUCUGCCCUGUCUGUCUGCUGCCCUCCCUGCCCCUCUGCCCCUCUGCCCUGCCUGCUGCCCUCCCUGCCCCUCUGCCCUCCCUGCUGCCCUCCCUGCCCCUCUGCCCCUCUGCCCUGCCUGCUGCCCUCCCUGCCCCUCUGCCCCUCUGCCCUGCCUGCUGCCCUCCCUGCCCCUCUGCCCCUCUGCCCUCCCUGCUGCCCUCCCUGCCCCUCUGCCCCUCUGCCCUGCCUGCUGCCCUCCCUGCCCUUCUGCCCCUCUGCCCUGCCUGCCUGCUGCCCUCCCUGCCCCUCUGACCCCCUGCCCCUCUGUCCUGCCUGCUGCCCUCCCUGCCCCUCUGCCCCUCUGCCCUGCCUGCUGCCCUCCCUGCCCCUCUGCCCCUCUGCCCUGCCUGCCUGCUGCCCUCCCUGCCCCUCUGCCUC